Messenger RNA from Candidula unifasciata, 503 nucleotides. The record is from the annotation of a GenBank genome assembly. NCBI's taxonomy places the organism in Eukaryota, Metazoa, Mollusca, Gastropoda, Stylommatophora, Geomitridae.
GCGCCGACUGCAAACCACAGUACCCAAACCUGUCUGAUGGCAAGAGAAGGCCGUCUACAGCUAUGAGACAGGGAAUACCGGAUGUAUUUGGGAAACCCGUACCUCACAACAUGGAGUUCGUCAAAGAGAUCAGAUCAAUGCUCACUCAGUAUAAGUUGAAAGAAGCAUUCAUCUUCCGAGAGACCAUAGAAGGACACGUUUCUGAAGCUUUUCUGUCUAGAAUCACUGACGGAAGCUUGGAUGACAUCAUCCCAUGGGUUCAGCACACCACAUCUACAGCAAACUCCAGAGUGUCCUUUAUUGAUUGUUUCAUUCCAUCAUCGUGUGGAUUUUGUCUGCUGGACCAGACAAUAGAAAGAAGUUUAGGCAACUGUCUUCAGAACUACUUGGAAAUACUUCUUCACAUAGCCAUUGUUCUGAAAAAGCUGCAUGACAAGGGAGUUGUUUUGGGUCACAUGUGUGCCUCCACGUUCUUUAUGGAGAAGCAUCAUCAGAAGCCUAAG